UAAUAAAUCGAUAGAUACAUAAAUCUAAAAUAGUGUGGGGCAAAAGACAAGGUAAGUUCAUGUGUGCUACAGUUCAACAGUCUGAUCGCUGACGGAGAAAAACUGUUCCUCAGACAUGUUGCCCUGCAGCGGAUGCUCCUGAACCGUCUCCCUGACGGCAGGAGAGAAAAGAAACUGUGGGAGGAAUGAGAGGAAUCCUUAAUUGUGCCCUCUGGCUGUAGACAUCCAACAGGGAUGACAGCAGCACACCGAUGAUCUUCUUACGCUAAUUACAUAACUGUGCGUUAAGGAUGUGAUGUCAUUCGUUGGGCGCUGAUUCGUAGGUUAUCAUAUGAACUGUUGUGCAUGCCUUUUUUGUAAGAUAUCAUACGAACCAUUCUAUGAGAACAAGUUUAACACAGGGGUCUGUGGGGACUGACUGGCUUCUGGAGCCAGCCUCAAGUGGCCAUUCGGGGAACUGCAGUUUUUGGCACUUUCAUGACUUCAUGUUUUGCAGCCCCAGGGGUUUCCAUCUGGGUCGGUAUAGAAACGUCACUUCGGUGCAACAUACAACAACGACAACAGUCUGCUCCUCCGUCAGUCCAUUUGUCUGUGUUUUUUCCAUUUUUUCAUUACAAGCUGUUGUUUUUGUUUGGUGCUGUCCGUUGUUUACACAGCUAACAGAUUUUUAAAAAUGGCGGUUGCAAGUGCUGCACUGGCUCAUGUGUUCGACUAAUCAAGGCAGACUUAAAUCACUUAAGGUUCAUCUGGUGCUGAGAGAGUCCAUCCAUCCAUUUUCUUCCGCUUAUCCGGGGCAUGGUCGUGGGGGCAGCAGGCUGAGCACAGCACCCCAGACGUUCCUUUUUCCAGCAACACUUUCCAGCUCCUCCUGGGGGACCCUGAGGCGUUCCCAGACCAGAUGAGAUAUGUAAUCCCUCCAGUGUGUUCUGGGUCUGCCCCGGGGCCUCCUACCAGUGGGACGUGCCCAGAACACCUCAAACGGGAGGCGCCUAGGAAGAUCCUGAUCAGAUGCCCGAACCACCUCAACCUCACUAGUGUAGAGAGUAUCGACACUAAAAUAGGAGCUAAAAAAGUCCCUCAAAACAGUGCUCUAAAAACUACAAUCAUUCCUUGUUCUUAUGGAGUAGACUUUAUAAAAAAAAGGGGGUUCUGAGCACUAUGAAAAGGUUUUACCAUCCUGAAAAUACCUGGUGUUACCAGCUGCAGCGGGCGGCUAAUUUCAUCAAACAAGCUCUGGUAAAUUCACUGCACGCUACCUGCCAAGAUCCAAACAGCAGACUAACACAAUUAGAGACAAGCCGGUGGAGAAAGUUGAACAAUUAGCAGCUAAAGAGACGGAUAUGUUCCUCUGGAGUUGGUGAAAACUAAAAACAGCAAGUGACAGUUGGACUAAUGUAAAUCAGGUGGACACAAACAUGACGCCAUGACUGAUAUGUUUUGUCUUCGGCUCGUUCUGUUGCCUCCGAGUUAUUAUAAGUACUGUACAGGAGAUUUUUAGUUGAUGUGUUCAAAAAUGCAACAUCACCAGUUUGGUAUCAAUCAGUGUGUGUCUUCCCUACAGAGUGAUGAACACUUAUGAAGAAUACGGUGAAGAGGAGCUCACUGACUACAUCAUCCAGCUCAGUAUUCAAGACUCCUGCCAAGAUGCCUUUCUGAAAUCUGCAGCAAGUUUAGAAGAAACGACGGAUGAAAAUUUGAGAGUCCUGGCUGCCAUCGAACAAGGUGAGGUCUUGGUGCUCAGGGGGAUGCUGAGGCACACCUUCGCCUUCAGGGAGUUGGACAGUCGCGGCUGGCUUCCCCUUCAUCGAGCCGCCUCCCAGCCAGUCCCUGAGAUCCUGCAGACCGUACUGACAUUGGCAGCUCAGGGGCUCAGCCUGGAGGAGAGGACGGCCGUGGGUGGAGAGACUCCGCUGACACUGGCAGUUAAAGCCGGACUGGUGCAGAAUGUGAAGAGCCUGCUGGAGCACGGCGCCUCGCCUCACAACACCAACAGCAAGAACGAGUCGCCGCUGCUGCUGGCGGUGAAGGCCGGCUCUUAUGAGAUGACAUACACGCUGGUCGCUCAUGACGCCUGGGUUGAUCAGGUUUGCAGGAAGAAAUGGACGGCAAUGCACGAGGCAGCCAAGGUCGGCAACGUGGACAUCCUGAUGCUGCUGCUGAGGAACGGCGGCCGAGUGAACCAGAGGGACGUGACGGGGGUGACGCCGCUCGCUGUGGCUGCAGAGCACGGACACUUCCACAUCACUGAGAUCCUGCUGAACUGCGGUAGCAAAGUGAACUCUCAGGCCUUCAAUGGUGAAAGUGUCCUGAUGGACGCGGCUGCAUCAGGAAACACCGCCUGCAUUCAGCUGCUGCUGGACAACGGAGCCAACCCCAACCUGCCCAGCGUCACCGGACACCUGCCCAUCCAUAAGACAGCAUACGCCGGACACUACGACGCUCUGAAGAUGCUGUUACCUCUGACCACCAAGAAGGCCAUCAAAGAGGCGGGACAGAGCCCGGUCCACUCUGCAGCGGAGGGAGGCCAGUGCCACUGCCUGAAGUUCCUGUUGGCCUGCGGCUUCGACGUCAACUACCGCAUGAACACCAGAAACUCUGAAAACUACCGGGACAUGAGGAGGAGCGCCUUGUACUUCGCCGUCUCCAACGGGGACGUGGAAUGCACCAAACUCCUGCUAGCGGCCGGAGCGAAGGCGGACCUGGACCCGCUGUGCUGCCUCCUGGUGGCGGUCAGGUCGGGGCGCUAUGAGAUCGUGAAGCUGCUGCUGGCGGCCAAAGCAGAUGUGAACUGUUACUUCACAGUGGUUAGUGACACAGUGUUUCCCACGGCGCUGCAGUACUGCCUCAAGGACGAGGUGAUGAUGAGGCUGCUGCUCAACAACGGCUACAAGGUGGAGAGAUGCUUUCAGUGUCACCAUGACGACGCAUCUGAUGCUGCGAAUGAGGGGGAUAGGAAAAUUCCAUUCUGUGAGUUCAUGAGCCUCUGCUGCAUCAUGGAUCUGUCCGGGAGGGUCGUCCGGAUUCUGCUGGACUACGUCAACCACGUCCACAUCUGUCCCAAACUCAGACUCCUCCUGGAGACACAGAGAGAGUGGCCUGAAAUAUGCGACAUCCUCAACAGUCCUCGCUCCCUCAGACACCUCUGCCGACUGGAGAUCAGGAGGCGUCUGACGCUGAAGAAACUCAACAACCCUGAAAUCAUGAACUCGCAUGUUUUCCCUCCCAGACUGAAGAGCUUCAUACUGUACCAGGAGCUUGACCUCUACAGCCAGGACCCUGAAUGCAUCAUGUGAACAUAUGUGGAUUGUUUCCGGUUGUUUUGAAAGGAUGUAACUAUUUUUUAAAUCUUUGUAAUCUCUGGUUUUGACAUGCACAAUGUUGUAUAAACAAACUUCAUUGUUAUUAUUUUUUAAGCACUUUUUUGAUAAAAGAUUGUGUUUUUUUCCCCACAUUUUAGCCCAUUUACUUCAACUUAAAAGUACUCCACAUCCCUGCUUUACUUUAUUUUAUUUAUUUUUUUGUGUUUUUUCAUGUUGUGGCACUUUUUGACCCAUCCGAGGCUGACAGUUGACUGGGUAUGUCGGGGCCCUUAGCUCUGUGGGCUGAAAGUUGCAGACUGAUUGAUGGGUGAAUGUCAUAAUAUUAUUAUUGCUUAAAAUUGUUUGGCACCAGCUCAUGUAAGCCCCAAAGACUGUAUAUAAAGACACACAAUGCGUCUCCACUUCUUCCCAGUGUACGAAAAUAAAGCCAAAAUAUCUUGGAUAUGGCUGCUGCCAUAUUUCGUCGGUGAUGUCAUUUGGAGCCAGAGUCGGCACUGUAGCGAUCUCUGCGGUAUCGCGUUCCUGCCCAUACACCUGUCCGUCCAAUUGCAAGCAGCUCCACUGAUCUGGAGCACACCGACUGACAAACCCAGCUGUCCAUCAUGAGGUCAAACUUUUAUCGCAUCAUAUUACAAGUUAAAUACCACUUCAGCUUGAUACCUGAAAUGACACUAACCAUCUUUGGGAAACAUUCAUUUGAUGUGUACUUUGAGUUUUAUGCCACCGAGGAGCAAUAGAGAUGAUUCGGUUUCACUUUUGGGAAGCUGUCGUGACGUCCAUCUUUAUUUACACACAAUGGUGAGCACAUGUGAUAUUAUGUUUCACAGGGAGAAAUCAUGAUUUGAUUUUGAUGUAAGAACACUUGAAGAACUUUUGCACUGGUGAUACACACUAACAAUGACUGCUGAUGUAAGGUAGAGGUAGAACGAUCCUGACAUCUCACGUAAAAUAAUAAGAAGAAGUGAAAAGAAUUAAAAUUUCCCCUGCAGAGUAGGUUAAUUCUUUUCUUCUUUAACACACUCCUACAAAAAAAGGUGACAUUUUGACUGGUUGUCAUAUUAAUAGUUGAAUGUUUUUCACCUGUAAUGUACAUGAUAUAUUGAUGAUGGAAGGUCAAUGCUUGUGCGAUAAUUUCAUCUGCAAUAGUUUAUGAGUUUGAAAGAAAACUUAAGAUUCAGUCACAUGUUGUGUCAUGUU
This is a messenger RNA of Epinephelus moara (kelp grouper), 4517 nucleotides long. RefSeq names its product ankyrin repeat and SOCS box protein 15-like. The transcript has 9 exons. Gene Ontology annotation, molecular function: protein binding. NCBI's taxonomy places the organism in Eukaryota, Metazoa, Chordata, Actinopteri, Perciformes, Serranidae. Gene Ontology annotation, biological process: intracellular signal transduction. The record is from RefSeq and is a predicted model, not a curated record. Bases 1566 to 3293 code for a protein of 575 amino acids.